CCACCCGGCCGGGGUCGGACGAGCGACGCCCCCCCGCCCGCCGGGAGCUGGGGGGGUUCGCCGGCCCCGGAGGGACGGAAGGUGUUGGCCGACGAAGCCGGAGGCGGCACCGAAACGCCGGGCUACGGAACCGGGUCCCGCGCAGAUGGGGAAUUCGUCCGCGCGUCCGCGCCGGCGGCCGGGGGAUGGGAAGGGGACGGGGUCCCUGUCGCGGCCGGGGUCCCUCCGGGCCUCCGACCCGCCGCCUCCCGGGAGGAGAGGCGCUUGGGGGGCUCCCCCCGGCCGGAUCCGGGCCCGCGUUUCCGCGUCCCGACGCCCUCCCGUCCGUCCAGGGCGUCCCCCUCCCCCGGCGGGGGCCGCGAUGGAGGAGGCGACCCCUCCCGCGGCGGCCUCGGGGCGGCUGGUCGUCGUCCACUCGGAGGUCCACCGGGACAGCGUCCUGGCCAACUUCGAGGAGCAGAGGAAGAAGGGCUUCCUCUGCGACAUCACCCUGAUCGUGGAAGACGUGCAUUUCCGGGCCCACAAGGCCCUGCUCGCCGCCAGCAGCGAGUACUUCUCCGCGACGUUCGCCGGCGAGGGCGAGGUCGGUCAGUCCAUCUACGUGCUGGAGGGGAUGCUGGCGGCCACGUUCGGGAUCCUGCUGGAGUUCAUGUACACGGGCCGCCUCCGGGCCGACGACAGAUGCACCGACCAGAUCCUGGCCGCCGCCCGGCUCCUGAAGGUGAACGAUCUAGUGGAGGCCUACCCGGACCUCCGCGGCGCCGCCGGGACCCCCGGGGCCGCCGGGGAGCCCCCGCGGCGGAAGAGGGGGAGACCGAGGAAGGAGAAGGGCGCCGGCGGGACGGGGGCGGCCGCGGCCCCCGCGCCGCCGAGGGGGGACCUCUCCGUCCGACGGCCGGGGACCCCCCGGGGGCCGGACCCCCCGGCGACGGCCGCCGCCGGGCGGGAGGAGGGCCCCGGCGACCGGGGGCCGCCCGGCCGUUGCAGCGGGCGGCGGACCCGGCGCUCGGUCAGGCUCGACGACUACAGGCUCGGCGACGACGACGAGCCGGGGGCGCCGAGGAGGGCGGCGGGGAAGAGGAGGGGCCGCGGCCCCGAGGCGCGCUGCCCGGACUGCGGCAAGGUGUUCAAGUACAACCAUUUCCUGGCCGUCCACCGGAGGAGUCACACAGGGGAGCGCCCCUUCCGCUGCAACGAGUGCGGGAAGGGCUUUGCCCAAAAGCACUCCCUCCUCGUCCACGCCCGGAUGCACACCGGAGAACGCCCGUACGCCUGUACGGUCUGCAGCAAGGCCCUGACCACGAAACAUUCCCUCUCGGAGCACAUGAGCCUGCACACCGGGCAGAAGUCGUUCACCUGCGAUCAGUGUGGCAAAUAUUACAGCCAGAAGAGACAGCUAAAGAGCCAUUACCGAGUUCAUACAGGCCACGCGCUGCCGGAAUGUAACCACUGCCAUCGAAAAUUCAUGGACGCGUCCCAGUUAAAGAAGCAUCUGAGGACGCAUACGGGCGAGAAGCCAUUCACGUGCGAGAUCUGUGGCAAUUCUUUCACGGCGAAAAGCUCCCUCCAGACUCACAUCAGAAUCCACCGAGGAGAAAAGCCAUAUACUUGUGGAAUAUGCGGGAAGUCCUUCUCCGAUUCCAGCGCUAAGAGGAGACACUGUAUAUUACACACGGGUAAGAAGCCUUUCUCCUGCCCCGAGUGCCACCUCCAGUUUUCCCGGCUAGACAACCUCAAAGCUCACUCGAAGAUCCACGUCAAAGAGAGGCGCCUCCCGGAGGCCGGCGGGAACCCCGAGGAGGCCGGGGAUGGCCUUCAGCUCCAGCAGUACCAACUGGCCGCUUCCGGAGAGCGGGAGAUUCAGCUCCUCGUGACGGACUCCGGGCGGGACCUCGGUUUCGCGCCCGGUCCCGCCGAGGGGGCUCGGGGCGGGGCGGCGGCGGCCGCCGAUCUCACCUUCCUCGCCCCGCAGCCGGAGCGGCCGCGGGACCCGAUCCCGGCGGCCCAGGCGGGGGGCCCCCGGCCCGAGGAGACGCACGUCGUCACGUUGUCCAAGGAGGCCCUCGAACAGCUCCGCGCUCACCAGACGGCGACGGAGGAGCUCCGUACGGAGGCCGCCCGCCCUCACGCGCCCUAAGCCGCGUGACCCCCACCCACCCCCGGUCACCCAGUGGCCAUCCGAAAAUCCACCGUCGGGUUUUCCCGAAGGGGGGGAGCGGGGGGGGAUCUCCCCCAUCCCGAGUGGACGAAAUCCUUUCCCGUUCACCCGCACCCGACCGAAAGCGACGAGGGGCUUCCGCUCCGGCGUCCGUCCCUCGCCCGGGACGAGAGCGCGAGCCUUUUCCCCGGUCGAAGUCGCCACUCGCUUUUAUCGUCUGCCAAACGGCUCUCACAUUAAAGGCCGCCUGGCGUACGUCA
Molecule: messenger RNA, 2418 nt
Organism: Ornithorhynchus anatinus (platypus)
Lineage: Eukaryota; Metazoa; Chordata; Mammalia; Monotremata; Ornithorhynchidae
Gene: ZBTB24
Product: zinc finger and BTB domain containing 24
Exons: 6
Coding region: 146-2137 (663 amino acids)
Biological process (GO): regulation of transcription by RNA polymerase II
Cellular component (GO): nucleus
Molecular function (GO): DNA-binding transcription factor activity, RNA polymerase II-specific; RNA polymerase II cis-regulatory region sequence-specific DNA binding; protein binding
Source: RefSeq, a predicted model, not a curated record